This is a messenger RNA of Symbiodinium necroappetens, 783 nucleotides long. Lineage: Eukaryota; Dinophyceae; Suessiales; Symbiodiniaceae. The record is from the annotation of a GenBank genome assembly.
AUGGAGGCGGCAGCGCUUCCGGCACCCGCCCUGGCCGAGCGCCUGCGAGCAGAGGUGCGAAGCGCAGAGGUGGUCUCAGGCUUCAGCGCACAGGCCUGCCUUCUCCUGCCUGUCAACGCUUCGUGGUUCUCAUUCUCUUUGGAUGAGGCGGAACGGAUUCCCUACUACGAGAACCUCUGGGAGAUCUGGGUGCGGAAUCGUGCAGAGCUGUCUAACUACAGCUUCGGCUUGGACUGGAUCGAGGCGGCCUACUUUGGCUUCAAGCCAUUCGAAGUUCAUGCCGAGCCCAGGACAAUGGCAGAAGCCAGGGAACGGGCACCUUACUUCGCGCUCAAUGCUCUGCGAACGGACGCUGGUAGCCCCUUGUAUGGCGACAUCACAGUUGUUCUCCGGCCCAGCGUGGCAAAUGCGGUCUCCAUCGUGUCGGCGUUCGACACGGGAAGCUGGGCUGGAAUGUGCAACAACUCCUUCACGCCUCCAGCCGGAGGCUUCGAUCACAACUGCUCGGCCUACCCUGGGCAUGCCGGCCUGGGAAGCCUCGAGGCUUUUGAUCAUUUGCUUCUGACCAACGAGCAGUACUGGCACAAUGCGCACACACUGGAGCGGCUCCUGGUGCGUACCCUUAGCCCAAGCUCGACGCUGACGGGUCCGGACUUCGUCCACUACUUCGAGGCCAAAAGCUUUUGCUCAGGGUCGGAGUUUCGGGGUCGUCGAGCGCGUUUUUGGCUUUCUGAAGCUGUGGGAUUUAGGUUUGGCUGGGUGUUUGGGGUUUCCGGGUUAUGA